GGAAUUGCUCUUGGCUUCAGCCUUGUCACCUCUUGGCUUUCCAAUUAAACUUUCUUGGUUGUAUUAUUCCCCGACGAGUAUAUUUCUUUGGAUUUUCUCAAGAUGGGAGGAGGCACUUCAUUGUGGGCUUCCCCUGAUUGGAAGAGUGACCCCAAGGAGAUCUUCAACAGACAACUCGCCCUUGUCAGCGUCACUGUCGCAUUUGCCGGCUGCGCUUAUGGCUUUGAUACUGGCAACAUUGGCGGUGUUUUGAAGCUGGCCGCUUUCAGGCAUGCUUUUGGCCUAGAUGUACUGUCUGAAGCUGAGAGGGACACGAGGUCCGGAAACAUAGCAGCAAUGGUAGCAGCAGGGGGUGCCGGUGGUGCCCUCCUCGGUGCACCGGCAUCCGACUACCUCGGUCGCAAAUAUGCCGUCCUCGUCUCGGCCGGUAUCUUCCUCCUGGGCUGUGCGUUCCAGGAAGUGGCCGACCUGGGCGUAUUUUACGCCGGUCGCUUAUUUUCCGGAAUCGCCAUCGGCAUGACGUCCAUGCUGGCACCACAAUACCUGGCCGAGGUGGCACCAAAGUCCAUCCGAGGAUCCCUGACGACGACGUACAACCUCAUGAUUGUGACGUGCCUGGCGUUGGCCUUUUGGGUCAACUAUGGCGUGUCCAUCUGGGCGACAAACAAGCUCGACAAUACUGGCUGGCGGUUGGCUUUGGGCAUCCAGAUGAUUCCAGGGGCGGCUUUGUUCAUCUUGACAUUUUUUGUCCUCGAAAGCCCUCGCGCCCUCAUCUCGCGUGGUAAAAAAGACCUCGGCCUCAAAAACAUCACCGCCCUCCGAGGCCUCCCCGCCGAGCACCCCUAUGUGGCCCGUGAAUACAUGGAGAUCUGCGCUCAGGUCGACGCGGAGCAAGAGUACGCCGUCGGAAACAACUACCUCGUCGUGGCCAAGGACGUCAUCACCAACGCCAGCAACCGGCGACGCUUCUUCUUGGCCGUCAUGCUGUUCCUGUUCCACAAGUUCACGGGCACCGACAGCCUCAACUACUUUGCUCCCGACAUCUUCAACAUGAUCGGCGUCCCGUCCGGCUCUUCCAGUCUGCUCACCACAGGCGUGUAUGGCUUGGUCAAGAUGUUCACGACCCUCGUCUACGUCACCGUCAUUGUCGACCGCGUUGGCCGCAGGCUGCCGCUCAUGGUCGGCGCGACAAUGCAAGCCACGGCCAUGCUGUACCUGGCGCUGUACAUUCGGUUCGCCGAGGGCAGCGGCGGCAUCUCCCAGGGUGGCAGCGGCGGUGGUACGCCGGCCGGCGGCAUCGUGGGCAUCAUCUGGAUCUACAUCUAUGCCUUUGGGUGGUCGUUUGGACACUCGGUCGCGCCGUACGUGGUGGCGGCCGAGAUCUUCCCGCCGCGCAUCCGCUCCGUGUGCAUGGGCAUCUGUCUGUUUGUCAACUGGAUCGUCGACUACGGCAUCACGCUGGCGACUCCCACCAUGAUGACGCAGCUUGGCUACGGGACGUUUUUGAUCUACGCCAUGCUCACCUACAUUGGCGUCGUGUUUGUGUACUUUUGCCUGCCCGAGCUCAAGGGCAGGAGUAUAGAGUCCAUGGACGACCUGUUCCAGAGGAGCAUCUGGACCAUGUGGCGUCAUGCGUACCCGACCGAGGAGGAGAAGGUGCGCCACGAUGUGCAAGACAUGAUUGUGCAAAAGGAGCAGCAGCUGGCCGAGGAGGAGGAUGCGAGGAAGAAACAGACGGAGCACAUCGAGGCUAGGUAGUUGGUUGGUCUGUUGUUUGCUGUUUUUUUGGGUUUGGUUGCAUGCUGGUUUGUGUUAGUCAAGGUUCUAGAAGGCACUAGCUUAUGCUUAGUUCAGUCUUGCAUGUUUUCUGUCUGCAUCCAUCA
Molecule: messenger RNA, 1883 nt
Organism: Pyricularia oryzae 70-15
Lineage: Eukaryota; Fungi; Ascomycota; Sordariomycetes; Magnaporthales; Pyriculariaceae
Product: H(+)/hexose cotransporter 1
Exons: 3
Coding region: 103-1758 (551 amino acids)
Biological process (GO): transmembrane transport; carbohydrate transport
Cellular component (GO): membrane
Molecular function (GO): carbohydrate:proton symporter activity
Source: RefSeq, a predicted model, not a curated record